This is a messenger RNA of Dacryopinax primogenitus, 455 nucleotides long. RefSeq lists its product as uncharacterized. Bases 146 to 400 code for a protein of 84 amino acids. The transcript has a single exon. The record is from RefSeq and is a predicted model, not a curated record. Lineage: Eukaryota; Fungi; Basidiomycota; Dacrymycetes; Dacrymycetales; Dacrymycetaceae.
GGGGUUUGGAGCAGCGGGGCCUGAUUAUAAGCUCGCUUUCUAUGAUAGGGGAAGGAACGUGUGAGUAAAGAGUGGAGAGGGGAAUGUGAGAUGUCCCGUGGGUUGGUUUUGGUAUGCGACGGUGAGGGUAAUAGUGGGGUUUGGUAUGUGGCGAAAGAAGCAAAGAGAGACAGCUCGAUGGACGGUCCUGCAUGCACCAGCCUGGGUGUGGGUGCCUGUACGCGUCCUACGAGAUGAAGAGGAGGGGGGAAGGAGAGACGAAGAGAGCUCAUCCCAGAUCCAGCUCGUCAAAUAUCCAGAACGGGUUGCCAGUGGAUUCCAGCUCCAUAUUCUGACAGACAACAGAGGCCAAGCACGGGGAGCUACGCACAGCACAGACAAAGAGAGAGAAGCAAUAUGAAAAAGAAGAAGUAGAGUUGGUGUUUGUUGUUUGCCGCCAAGAUUCUGCCAGCGGC